AUGAGAGGAAAAUCUAAUGAGCAUGUCACUCAUAGUUCAUCAGCCGCCACACCAACACACCAUAAUUCUACUCGAUGUUAUUCCACCAAGACAUUUCGUCUCUUGACUAUGCUUUCACUCACAUUUUCCUUUUUUUUCAUCGAACUUAUUGUUGGCAACAUUACCAAUUCAUUAGCAUUGGUAGCCGAUGCUUUCCACAUGCUUUCCGAUGUCGUCUCACUUUUCAUCGGUUUAUUUGCUGUACGGAUAGCCAAAAGACGUUCCGAUAUUAACACCUACGGAUGGGUACGUGCUGAAGUCGUUGGUGCCAAUAUCAACACUGUCUUCUUGCUGGCUCUUUGUUUAACGAUCAUCUUUGAUGCCAUCAAACGAUAUAUUCAACCAGAACCUAUCGAGAAUCCUACUCUACUCCUCAUUGUUGGAUCGGUGGGUCUUGGAAUUAAUAUCAUUGGCCUGUUUCUAUUCCAAGGUUUUCAUGGUCAUUCACAUGGUGGUGGUAGCGAUGUUCAUGAGGCACAUGGACACAGUCAUCAUACGCCUCACAAAUCAAAGCUACGAAAACAAUCCAAUAGAACUUCGGAAACCAAUACAAAUACCCAUAUGUCAAAAAGUGAUGACAACUUCGAACCUGUCGAAGCUGUUGUCACUUCCUCUGACUUCAGAAGACACAGCCUUCGAGCUCUCGACGAGGUUAUUGUCGACUGCAUUUCUCAUCCUCCUUCACCAUCAUCCACACAGACCCAUUCUCCAACACAACCCAACAAAAAAGCAAAAAAGUCUUCCAUGAAUAUGCAUGGUGUGUUUCUCCAUGUCCUAGCCGAUGCUCUCGGCUCAGUCGCCGUCAUCAUCAGUUCGCUCAUCAUCAAGUUCGUACCUCACAAUCCCGACGACACCAAACAUUGGACAGUCUAUGUCGAUCCAACCUUAUCUGUCAUCAUUGUUAUCAUCAUCACUGUCUCCGCUAUUCCACUACUGAAAGAAACAACCCAUGUUCUUCUUCAAACUGUUCCCAAAGAGCUACAAGUAUCAACGCUCAAGAAACAAUUACUAGAGAAUGUGUCCGAAGUGGAUGGUAUUCAUGAUUUACAUGUAUGGCGAUUGACUAGUAAUGCGAUUGUUGCCACUGCUCAUCUACAUCGUCGCUCAUUCUCAGACUAUAUGACUGUGGCUGACAAAGUCAAGCGAUUCUUUCAUGAUGCCGGUAUUCACUCGACCACGAUUCAAUAUGAGUACUGGAAUGAUGAAGAACAUGAUAGAUUGAUGAAGAAGAAUGAAAAUGGUGAAGAAAUGAAAGCGAGUUGCUUACUGAGUUGUCCUGAUGAAGUUUGUGAAACGAAAACAUGUUGCACGAAAGAUUCAAUACGUAGCAAUGCGGUAUAUAGCGUGGUUAAUAUGAAUCAAACGCGCGUAGACGCAAAUAGUCCAAGUGCAACAUAUAUCAGAAUGGAGAAUGAACCGUUGUGUUGUGAACAAGAAGAAAAAGAUCGAUUAAUGGAAGCUGAAACAGUGUGA
Adineta ricciae is the source of this 1512-nucleotide messenger RNA. The record is from the annotation of a GenBank genome assembly. Lineage: Eukaryota; Metazoa; Rotifera; Eurotatoria; Adinetida; Adinetidae.